UUUGGGAGGUUUGGUGGUUGGAGCACAGACAGGGGGCGAAGUUGUUGGUCGUCUAACUGGCGGACGAAGAAGUUUCUCUCUCAAAACUUGGCGUAGUUCAAACAAAACCAGUAUGACUUCGACGAACAUGUUCCAGGGAUUGGAUACCGGUGGAAAACCAAGUUCAAGGGUGCUGCGGCCUCCUGGUGGGGGCUCUAGUAACCUUUUUGGUGGCUAUGAAGAGGAUAAUGCUCAGUCAGGGCGACCUAAUAAGAUGGCCUCUAAAGUUUUUGCCCCACCUGAAGAGCCCCAGAAUGUAUCUAGACGCUCCAAUCCUCCAGGUGGGAAGAGUAGUGGGAUAUUUGGAGAACCCGAAGCACCAGCUCAGCCACAGAGGCCCGCACCUCCCUAUGGAGCAACCAGCAACAUAUUUGGGUCUGCAGAAAGCACACCUGUACAAAGCUCAAGCCGAAGCCACCCAAACAAGCCAAAGGACAAUCUAAGUGUGGGACCUGAGCCUGAGUCACCAGCACCUGAAGCCAAAGUCAGCCAGCCAGAAGUGAAAGAGGAGAUUGCCUCCCCGGCUCCUGCUCCAGCCAAGGAAGAGCCUCCAGUCAUCUCAGCCAGUCCAGAGCCUAAGCCUGCUGCACCACUUCCUGACGAGACAUCGCUCAAAAAGCAUGAGCCUCACCUGGGACCUAAGCCUCGCUCUCACAACAGGGUCCUCAACCCACCUGGAGGAAAGUCCAGUGUGGUUUUCUACUGAUGGUCUGAGCGCACCACUUCUCUCAGUGUUUGCUUUCUUUGCUUAUCUCAUUCCUGUUCUCCUCUCCCGAUGGUUAUUUCAUCAUUACCUGUACAAUGCAAGGCAUGCCUGAGGAUUUUCUUUCUGUUGCUGGUGGUGUGCUCCACAUCCAAUUUAGAAUUUGUGAUUUCAACUUCUUUCAACUUCUUUGCACUUUUCACACUGAGUCCUGUAUUUUUUUUUUUUUUUUUUUUGGUUCAUCAAUCUGCCUCAAACUGAAUCUGAAUCCUGCUAUGAUACAAUCACUCACAGUCAGCUUGCUAGGUAUUUCACUAUGACUGUAUGAUGAUCAAACUUAGCUGUGCGGUUACUUGUUGGUUUUCAUUUUGUUAACUGGAUAAAGGCUAGAUCUCCAAAAUUAGAUUUAAAGGCCUAAAAUUGAUGUGUGAAUCUGUUCAUCAGUUGUAUGUUGUAAAAAAAAAAAUCAACUUUCUCUUGAUAUCUUUGACCUCUUUAUCCUUACGGUUUCAGCGUUCAACCUGCAUGACUGUUUAAUUAGAUGCCUUAUAAAAAAAUUUCUUUGCCUUAAUAUUUCUUUAACAAGUAGGCAAAAAAGAUUAAAGCUGAAGCACAAUCUGUGUAAGAAUGGAUGGAGCUAAUAUGAACGCUCCCACUGAUUUCCAAAUGUUUCUCUUUGCAGUAAUUCCAUUUUGAUUGUUUGUGAAUGUAUUGUUGCAGGUACUUCUCUGCUCUGUCCUCGUUGCUUGCAUUAUCAGAGAACAUACUUUUCUUUUGCUUUGGGGUCAGCCUCUUUUUAUGUUUUAAAUUAAAACGGCUGAAGACGUGUAAACUGGUGGGCUCCUCUACAAUCGCCUUUUUCAUCCUGUCAUUAAACCAGACGAGUUAUUCUGAUGCCACUUUGUCCCCUCUCUGUCAAUGUGCCUGGCACUAAAUGAGUGCAGCAGAAGAAAGGAAUCCUGUGUUGAAAUAAAACCUGAUUUUGCAUUGA
Cyprinodon tularosa is the source of this 1733-nucleotide messenger RNA. RefSeq names its product Jupiter microtubule associated homolog 2 (gene jpt2). Gene Ontology annotation, cellular component: nucleus. NCBI's taxonomy places the organism in Eukaryota, Metazoa, Chordata, Actinopteri, Cyprinodontiformes, Cyprinodontidae. The coding region runs from base 113 to 745 and encodes 210 amino acids. The record is from RefSeq and is a predicted model, not a curated record. The transcript is spliced from 5 exons.